AUGCCCAGCAAAAAGAGUACACACGGUAAAAAGAAGAGCAAUAGUAGUAGCAAAUCACAAUCAAAAGGAGAUAAAACCGCUCCGCAAGUCUCAUCUUCUAAACGAUCGGAUAGCCAAACUACAUCACUUCAUGAUUUUUGGAGAAGACUCAACUCUACUACUCGUAAAAGAUUGUUCAAUGUUGACGCAUAUGUGUUGCUCAAAAAGAUAAAAGCACAAUAUCAAAGAGUUUGUUCGUGUACAGUAUGUGGAAGGAACAAAACAAUUCUCGACCGAGAAUUAGAAAGAUUGUUUACGGAAUAUUGCAAAGAACUUGCAUAUCCAGAUCAUAACAAUGAAUGCCAAUUUAACUUUUGCACCACUGUGGACAGGUCUUCAAAACUUCGCAAUAAUAAUAAUAGUAACCGAACACCAAAAACCACUAAAAGAACAGUCAUCAACAAGGACGGAACCGAAAUGCUAACAACAACAACAUUUAAAAAGAGUGGGAAUGUACGUGUGAUAGAAAAAACUGUAAAAUACUAUUCUACAACAAAAUUCAAUCCAAGCGAUAACAAUGGUUUUCCGUCGAAACCAACAAGUCCGAUUAUCGAAGACAUCACAGAUGAUUCAAAAGAUAGGUCAGCUCCUUCUAAACAGCAAAUCAACAGUACCGCUGAUACAACAAGCACAACUCCAUCAACAACUGCUUCAACGACAUCUACGCAAAACGUUGCUCAAAAUGGUACAUCAAGUCAGCAGAACUUACCACCACCUCCUCCUCCUUAUCCUUCUGAAGAGUUAUCUCAAGAGGAUUUAGCUCAAUAUGAAUUUGGAAAGAAUCUUUCAAUCAGUAAGGAUGCCAUCAUCACACUUUCCGAAGAAUGGGUAAAACAUCACGAAUCCAGUGAUGUUAUUCAACUGCUUCAAAGAUUCGAGCAUAGCAUAAAGCAAAGCAACUUGGAAAAUUUAAUAUUGAACAAGGAUAAGAAAAAUAAUAAUAACAAUGCAUCUGAGGACGAUGAAUAUGAAGAUGACGACAACGAAGAGGACGAUGUUGACGAAGAUGAUCAAGAAUGCUCGGAAGAAGAAGACGACGAACAAGAGGAAGAAGAUGAAGAAACCGAGGAAGAGGAAGAAGAUGAAGAGUCAGAAUGUGAAAGUGAAAAUUCUGAAGAAAAUAUUUUGAAAUGGAGAGAAAGUAGGAGAGUCUUUCAUUUAUUUGCUGCUAAGGCAUUCUAUGACAAUAUUCUAAACGCUUUCAAAGAAAAACAAGCAUUAGAUAUGCAAGCAAAGUUAAUCGAAGAAGAGGAAAUUAAAGAAAAAGAAAAAAGUGAGAAGAAGAUGAAAAAGAAGAAAGAGCAAGAAAAGAAGAAACAAGAGCAAGAAAAACAGAAAAAGAUGGAGGAGGAACGAAAAAAGAUCGAAAAGGAGAUGAUAGAUAUUAUCAAGAAGGAAAAACAGAAAAAACGAGAGGUACACAAAGAUGUGCAUGAAGUUGAGUCUCCUCAUUCCGAUGAUCAGGCCACUGAACCACAACAACCAGAAAUUACUCACAUUCUUUUUGAGAAUGACAUGAGUGAUGUCUCUAUUAAGGUGACACCUGAGCAAUUCCCAAGAUAUCAACCUAAAUCAAAUAUCAAUGACAAAAAGAGUGCUAAACCUGUAAAGAAAGUCACGGAAGAUUCGUCGAAAUCUAUGGCAUCAUGCAAUACAUCGUCCUCUCAGUCAUCUCAGGUUACAGCACCAAUGGACACGAUUUCAUCUAGCGAUACUAUGAGCUCUGGGAAUAGCUCUGUCAAUACCCAACAUCCACCUGUUGUGACUCCAUCAAAUAUUGUUUCUGUGAAUGAUCAAAUUGUCACCACCAGUAGUGAUCCAAAGCUCAAUGGAGCAAGGAAAUCACCUUCUCCACCAAAUCAUCCAAACAACCAACCAAACAAUGCUUUCAAUAAUGGCUGGCAACCUAUGUCUAACGCGUUUCAAUUUGGCAAGCCACUCCUAAACCCUGCAGAAAUGUCGUUGAACAAUAGCUCAUUCCAUUUUACGGGAGGAAACAAUUUUCAAAACCCACAGCAACAUGCUGGCAAUUAUCAAUCCACCCAGACACAACAACCAUCCUUGUUCGGUCAUUUCAAUAGCAAUGCCAAUCAACCAGCUUCUCAGUUUAAUUUAUUUGGUCAGACACAAUCAGGCAACCAAUUCCCAAACGUUUUACCUUACGCAUUUUCUAAUGGUUAUUCGUCACCUCAAUACAACAAUCAAAAUAGAAUGAAUGCACCAUACAUGAUGCAACCAAUGCCUCCCCAGCAACAGCAAUAUCAACAAUGGAUGAAUUAUGCUCACUUGACUCACAUGCCACAAGGAGGUAUGAAUGGUGGAAACAACUUUAUGGGCUCACCUUUCCCUGCCAAUCCUACUCCAUCUAUCUUUGGUGAGGAUCACACUUUCAACAACAUGCCUCAUACUCAACAACACCAACAACAACCAACCAGUUCUUACUCGUUCAACGUACCACCGCCUCCUCAUCACUCCACUGUGGACAGUAGAAACGUGAACAAUACUUCUCAACUCUUUGGAUCUGGCUUUUUCAAUAAUCAUAUUUUGAAAUAA
This is a messenger RNA of Naegleria lovaniensis, 2592 nucleotides long. RefSeq lists its product as uncharacterized. Bases 1 to 2592 code for a protein of 863 amino acids. The transcript is spliced from 2 exons. The record is from RefSeq and is a predicted model, not a curated record. NCBI's taxonomy places the organism in Eukaryota, Heterolobosea, Eutetramitea, Acrasida, Naegleriidae.